Messenger RNA from Platichthys flesus (European flounder), 1509 nucleotides. Its product is annotated as cytochrome P450 2K1-like. NCBI's taxonomy places the organism in Eukaryota, Metazoa, Chordata, Actinopteri, Pleuronectiformes, Pleuronectidae. The transcript has 9 exons. The record is from RefSeq and is a predicted model, not a curated record. Gene Ontology annotation, molecular function: heme binding; iron ion binding; oxidoreductase activity, acting on paired donors, with incorporation or reduction of molecular oxygen, reduced flavin or flavoprotein as one donor, and incorporation of one atom of oxygen. Gene Ontology annotation, biological process: xenobiotic metabolic process. Gene Ontology annotation, cellular component: cytoplasm; intracellular membrane-bounded organelle. The coding region runs from base 1 to 1509 and encodes 502 amino acids.
AUGUUUGAAGAUCUUCUCCAGUCCUCUGCUUCAGCCUCUCUGCUGGGGGCCAUUGUUCUUCUGCUGCUCCUCUACCUUCAGUCCUCCAGCCUGAGCUCCCCUAUAAACCAGAGGGAGCCUCCAGGACCUAAACCUCUUCCCCUGCUUGGCAACCUGCUCCAAGUGGAUCUCAAGGGGCUCGACAGCUCUCUUUUUCAUCUGUCCAAACAGUACGGACCAGUGUUCACAGUCUACUUUGGGCUGAAGAAGGUGGUGAUUCUGGCCGGAUACAGGACAGUCAAAGAGGCGCUGGUCAACCAUGCUGAGGAGUUUGGAGACAGAGUGAUCACCCCAAUAUUCCAUGAUUUUUGCAAAGAAAAUGGAAUAAUAUUCUCCAACGGCGACAACUGGAAAGAGAUGAGGCGCUUUGCUCUGUCCACACUGAGAGAUUUUGGGAUGGGGAAAAGAAUCACUGAAGGACAAAUCAUUGAGGAAUGUGACAACCUGAUUGAAGAAUUCAAACAGCACAAAGGUAAAGCCUUCAACAACAGCCGGACACUCUCUUAUACAUCUACGAAUAUCAUAUCAGCUCUGGUGUUUGGGAAGAGGUUUGAAUACAGUGACCCUGAACUCCAUACACUUGUGGAAACAGGCCAUGAGUCCUUCUAUCUCACAGGAACAAUGUCCAUCCAGAUAUACAAUGCAUUUCCUUGGCUGGGCCCUUGUCUUAAAAACUGGCGAGAUCUGAUGAAGAUGGUAGAAGGUGGUGUGAAGAACAUGAGGAAGAUGAUAGCAGAGCGGAAGGAAAAGCUCAACCCAGAGAUGAGCAGCUGCUUUAUCGAUGCGUUUCUUAGCCGCAAGCAGAACCUGGAGGAGUCUGGAAUAAAGGAUUCACUCUACCACAAUGACAACCUGCUCCACAGUGUGUCAAAUUUGUUAGGCGCUGGGACUGAUACCACGUCAACUACACUUCAGUGGAGCCUGCUUUUAAUGGCCAAGUACCCUCAUGUUCAAGACAAAGUCCAGGAGGAGCUGAGCAGGGUGAUCGGAGGCCGCCAGGCUCGAGGUGAGGACAGGAAGAACCUGCCGUACACCGACGCCGUCAUCCAUGAGAUUCAGAGACUGGCCAACAUUCUCCCCAUGGCCGUCCCUCACAAAACCAGCCGAGACGUCACCUUCCAGGGCUACUUUAUCAAAGCGGGAACCACCGUGUUGCCUCUUCUGACCUCUGUCCUGUACGACGAGAGCGAAUGGGCGAGCCCGCACACUUUCAACCCUUCUCACUUCCUAGAUGCGGAGGGGAAAUUUACCAAGAGAGAUGCCUUCAUGGCCUUUUCUGCAGGUCGCAGAACGUGCCUCGGAGAGAGUCUGGCCAGAAUGGCGCUCUUCCUCAUCUUCACCUCCCUCCUCCAGCACUUCCGUUUCACUCCUCCACCAGGAGUUACAGAGGAUGAGCUGGAUCUGAUGCCGACUGUGGGCUUCACCCUCAGCCCUUUCCCCCACGAGCUGUGUGCUGCCAGCCGCCAGUGA